UCUCUCUCUCUCUGUUUAUCUGCGUCUCUCUCUCUCCCCGCACGCGAGCUUUUUAAGCGCUGCGCGAGACACAAACCGUUACAGCGCGCGCAGGCUGGACAUCAGCAGCAACCGUGAGAGAAAACAACUGCCUCAUUUACAUAGCCUUACAUUUGGGCCCACGUAGCUAUCUCAGCUCCAUCAUGACGGAGCGCUUCAACUGCUUCUACUGCAGAGAGGACCUGCAUGGCAAGAAGUACAUCCAGAAGGAUGAGAAGCAUGUGUGCGUGCGCUGCUUUGACAAGCUGUGUGCCAACACCUGUGCAGAAUGCCGUCGACCUAUUGGAGUUGAUGCUAAGGAGCUGACCCAUAAGAACCGCCACUGGCAUGAGGACUGCUUCCGCUGUGCCAAGUGCUACAAGCCACUGGCCAAUGAGCCUUUUGCAGCUAAAGACGAUGGCAAGAUCAUGUGUGGGAAGUGUGGUGCCCGUGAGGACUCACCCCGCUGCCAGGGCUGCUACAAAGUCAUCAUGCCUGGGUCUCAAAAUGUGGAGUACAAGCAUAAAGUGUGGCAUGAGGAGUGCUUCAUCUGCUUUGAGUGCAAGCAGCCAAUCCGUUCUCAGAGUUUCCUGACCAAGGGGGAUGAAUUCUACUGCGGCAGUUGCCAUGAGAAGAAGUUCGCCAAGAACUGUGCCCGCUGCAAGGAGCCCAUCAGUUCUGGUGGGAUCAAUUAUCAGGAUAAACCCUGGCACUCUGAAUGCUUUGUGUGCAACACCUGCAAGAAGCCACUGGCUGGAGCUCGCUUCACUGCUCAUGAGGAUGACUUCUACUGUGUGGACUGCUACAAGACCUCUGUGGCCAAGAAGUGCUCUGGAUGCCACAAUCCCAUCACUGGUUUUGGCAGAGGGACUAAUGUGGUGAACUAUGAGAACCACACUUGGCAUGAGUACUGCUUUAACUGUAAGAAGUGCUCUCUGUCCCUGGCCCACAAGCGCUUCGUCAUGCAUGAAGAGAACAUCUACUGCCCUGACUGUGCCAAAAAGCUGUGAGACUACAGAUGCUCUUUCAUGAUUUCAUUUGAAGGAAAGGUUUCCACCCUAUACUGGUGGCAACUGUAUUUCAUUAUUAGCGUUUUUGGUCUGCUCGUUUAAAUGGUGAUUCAUUAAGCAAACAAACUCAUCAAAAAAGUGAAUGCAAAAAAAACAAAAAAAAAAAAAAAAAAAGAAAAAGAAAAAAAGUACUGACUGGCUAACAGGAUGGUUUUAGUGAUGAAGUGCAUCACAGAUUGAAACAGGCAAUAUUUUUCGAAAGUAUAAAAUAGUGAGUGGUGUGUAAUUUAGUGUAAUAAAUGCACAUUUAUAGUCAGUUAUUCAUAACUUCACAGCAAUACAUGAGUGUCUCUGGUGAGCAGCAAUACUGAAAUAAUAUUUUAGACUAAAUAUAUGAAACCAUGCUAAGGCAGGCUUUACUGGAAGAUUUCUUGUCAUGAAGAUUUAAGGUAUACAGUUUCAUGUUGCUUUGUGGAAAUGUAUUUUGUCUGUUUAACAUAAUUAACACACCUGAGUAUAAUGUUUUUGGAAUUAUGACAUGACACAUUUAACAUGAAUCCUUUGGCAUGCAACAAUAUUAGUAUAUACUUUAUUCAUGGCAUUUUGGGUGAAGUAACAAUGAAUCUGAACAAUAAAUUUCAAGCUUCAACUAAA
This is a messenger RNA of Pangasianodon hypophthalmus (striped catfish), 1682 nucleotides long. It is a transcript of the gene fhl1a, whose product is annotated as four and a half LIM domains 1a. The transcript is spliced from 6 exons. Gene Ontology annotation, biological process: muscle organ development. Gene Ontology annotation, molecular function: transmembrane transporter binding. The record is from RefSeq and is a predicted model, not a curated record. The coding region runs from base 183 to 1028 and encodes 281 amino acids. Lineage: Eukaryota; Metazoa; Chordata; Actinopteri; Siluriformes; Pangasiidae.